CUAAUACUCUCGACGUACCAAGCUGCAGCAUGCAUAAGCUAAGAUUUUUGUUGUUUCUAAUUAUGAUAUUCGUAUCUUCUCCUAUGUGGACGCUAAAGCCAAUGGCAAAAGGUUUGCCUCACGCGCCAAACCUCGUGGUCGGGAACGGACCGGGAAACAUCCCGACCAUUGCAGAGGCCAUCGCUAUGGCGGUCCAAAGCAGGGUCCAGCGUCGGAGGUUUGUUAUUAAAAUAACAGCAGGAGUUUACAAUGAGAAUAUUAUCAUUGACGAUGAUCUCCCACGUCUCACUCUACUCGGAGACGGUAAGGGACGGACUAUUAUCACUGGCCAACGAAGUGUUGGGGCCAGUGGCGGUUCUACUUUUGACACCGCAACCGUUGGUGUUGACGCAGUUGGGUUUAUAGCCCACGGCAUAACAUUCAGAAACACUGCCGGUCCGGACAAUGGGCAGGCCGUGGCGCUGCGGGUGAGCGGUGACCGGGCCGUGUUCUAUGACUGCUCAAUCGAAGGCUAUCAAGACACCCUUUACGUAUUCGAAGGGCGACAGUUUUACAAAAACUGUGACAUCUACGGCACCGUCGACUUCAUCUUCGGGAACGCAAAAGCCAUCUUCCAGAACUGCAACAUCUUGGGCCGAAAGUCAACCCACAGCGAGGCCGUCGUGAUCACGGCAUCGAAGCGCGACACUCCGACGGAAGACACCGGGAUCGUAAUCCAUGGCUCGCGCAUAUCAAUCGAACCGGGGACAGACAUGAGCGGGAUCAGUGGGUUCUUGGGCAGGCCAUGGGGGCUUUGCUCUCGAACCGUUUUCAUGGAGACGUUCAUGGACUCUUUCAUAGAUCCAGCGGGGUGGAUGUGGUGGCAGGGAAAGGAAGCGUCUUUUCAGAACGAUGUGUAUUAUGCAGAGUAUAGAAACAUAGGGCCUGGUUCUUCCACGGCGGGGAGAGUGAAGUGGGGUGGCGUCCACGAGCUCACUACACCGGAAGAGGCGAUGCAGUUCACGGUGAACUUGUUCAUUGAUGGCAACUCUUGGUUGCCAUCCACCGGCGUGCCUUUCAAUUCUAGUCUCCUUCAGGCCGACCCAUUUCAAAAAUAUACAUGAACUAGCUAGCUAGAUAAUUUUCUUUUAUGAUUAUAGAUUUAUAGAGAUAGAGGUAGUGGUAGUUUUUAAUCUAUACAUUUUUGCUAUAAUACCAUGAAUAAAUGGAGUGGGGUUUUGUUCCUUGGUUUAAUUAUAUUGUACCUAUUUUUCUGGGUUGGACAGUUGGACUUGUGGAUUUGAUGUUUUACUGGAAGAAAAAUGAACAGAAUUAAGAGAAUAUAAGGACAACAACAAAAAAGGAUAAGGUACGACAGAAACAGGACACCAUUUAAGAUGGUUUUAGGUAAAGCACAAAAUUGUUUUAAAUUGUUUGAGGCUUUGAGUUUAACAUUUAUCAACACGUCGCUCUUAACAUUAAUACUCCGUAUAUAAGUAGUAAGUUUUUAUUCCAGAGCAGUAAAAAUAAUAGUAAGUUGAUCAUUAGAAUCUACACAUGGAGAUAUAUGUGACAAAAAUUAUAUUAAUAGCAUUUGUGAUAGCACACGAUCGAAUAAAGGAACAUGAUCAAAUUUAUAGUAUGUAAA
Molecule: messenger RNA, 1627 nt
Organism: Cuscuta epithymum
Lineage: Eukaryota; Viridiplantae; Streptophyta; Magnoliopsida; Solanales; Convolvulaceae
Source: the annotation of a GenBank genome assembly